This is a messenger RNA of Schistosoma guineensis, 1320 nucleotides long. The record is from the annotation of a GenBank genome assembly. Lineage: Eukaryota; Metazoa; Platyhelminthes; Trematoda; Strigeidida; Schistosomatidae.
AUGUGCCAAGGCCAAGGCGGGUUUGUUAAAAUGUCUGAAGGGCAGGGAAGUGGUUGUUUGAUGACAUUUCUAGUUCUUACCUCGUUAAUCUACAAAUCAUCUCAGAUAGGUUCAGUUACACCAGAAAUUAUUGUACUAGAUACCAAUGGCAACCAAAAAGAAUUAGAUGGUAUUGCUAUUGUUUACAAUUCCUACGUCACUUUAAUUUGCCGUACAGUAUCUGACGAACAUCUUCUAAGAUGGCUGUAUGCACCAUCACAAGAUGGAACGUUUACGCCACUAAAUAAUACAGGCCAUAUUACCAUUUCGUCUCAAAAAAAUGAAGAAGUAUCGUUGCUGCUCGUCAGCGUUCAGUUUAAUAUGUCGGGCGUAUAUCAGUGUACUAAUGGACUUGCCAGUCGUCAGAUAGAUGUUCACGUUUAUGGAGUUUUAAACAAGAUUAGUAGUACUGUCCACUUGAUAAAAAAACAUGAGGUGGUUGGUGCUUACAGUCUUCAGAUUAACACAAUCAAUUCAAGUUAUCAUCCUGUUGUUGCGUGUGAAUUCCGAGUUGGUUCAAACGGUAUACGAUACACUACUGUCCGUUGGAGAGGCGGAAAGUAUCAUGUUAAACCCAAUCUUUACAAAGUUACUGAGAGUCGAGACGAAAAGUCUGGCAUUAUAUGGAGUAAUUUGACAUUGCUUCAUCCUUCCUAUGACCAAGAACUGUACGGAAAAUAUUAUUGCAUGUUCAAUAUUGUGCCUGGUACUAUGGAGACAGCUGAAUUACAAAUAAGCAUUCCACCAUUAAUACACAAAAAUGAACGUAGUGUAAAUCUUUAUUCUGGUGUGAAAUACACUUACUUCUGUGAUAUUAUUGCCUACCCACCAAUCACUGAACCUAUUUCAUGGAUGAGGAAUGAUGUUCCUCUAGUAAUCCAACAUAAUGGUCGAAUUCCUGUUCAUGAUAAUUCUGAAAAUCGUAUACAUUUUGAAAGUAAAAACGUUCUCAAUGAUCAAAUUGUAUUCGAUACAAUACAACCAGAUGAUAGAGCUGUCUAUUCAUGUUUUGUUCGUGGAGCAUUUGGAAAUGAUACAGCAGCUUUCUUUUUACGAGUAAAAGAUCGUCGUGCUCCUCUAUGGCCUUUAAUUGGUAUUAUCCUAGAGGUGGUAGUUUUGUUCAUAAUUAUUUUAAUUUAUGAAUUAAAACGCCGUGAGCGUACUAAACGGGAAGAAGCUGAAGAAAAUUUGGUCACAUCUGGCAAAACACCAAAUGCAGCAUAUGGAAUUGAUGAAGCGAGUGAGAAUAUGUUAUUACGACAACGAGGUGAUCGUCACUAG